AGAUGUUGUUUAGAACCAGUGACUGAAAAAAUAGAUAAAAACCCAUAGGAAGACUGUUUCAGCUGCUGUUGACAGAACAUGGAGCAAGUGAUGUAACAAGCAGAGAUUUGGACAUAGAUGUUGGAGAAAAGCACAACGGAUUAGAUGAACGUCGCAUUCAGGGACAUUCUAAUAUCUUGCACUUGCUUACAAGUUAUUCAACAUUAAAAUCACAGAGGACAAUAAACACUACUGCAAUGAACCAAACAGACUGUCCUGAGGUGAAGGUCCCAUUUCUCGUCUUCUUCACUGUCGGAAUCAUCAGCCUGGCUGAGAACCUCCUGGUUGUGGUGGCUGUCAUACGCAGCAGAAACCUUCACUCGCCCAUGUACUGCUUCAUGUGCAGCUUGGCUGCCUUCAACACCAUUGCCAGUGUGACAAAAACAUGGGAAAACUUGAUGAUAGUCCUUGCUGAUGCAGGACACCUGGAGAAGAGGGGUCCUUCUGAGACUGACCUAGAUGAUGUGAUGGACUCCCUGCUUUGCAUGUCGUUCGUGGGCUCUAAAUCCAGUUUCCUGGCCAUCGCUGUUGACCGUUACAUCACCAUCUUCCAUGCACUGCGAUACCACAACAUCAUGACAAUGAAGCGAACUGGAGUUAUCUUGGGGCUCAUCUGGACAUUAUGUGCAGUCCUGGCUGUGCUAAUGGUGAAAUUCUUCGACUUCAAGUUCAUUGUGAUCUGCUUCACUGUAUUCUUCAUCAUCUCCCUGGCAACUAUCUGCUUCCUCUAUAUUUACAUGUUUAUGAUGGCCCGCAUUCAUGCCAGGAACAUUGCAGCGCUACUUGGUGGUGGCAGGGACAGGUCUCAGCAUCAGAGGAGGUGGGGCAGCAACAUGAGAGGGGCUCUUACUCUUACCAUUCUGUUUGGGGCAUUUGUAGUGUGUUGGGCGCCGUUUUUUGUCCACUUGAUCAUCAUCGUGGUUUGUCCUAUGAAUCCAUACUGUGAAUGCUACAGAUCCUUGUUCGAACUGCAUGUGGUGCUGAUGAUGAGCCAUGCCCUCAUAGACCCAGCAAUCUAUGCCUUCCGCAUGGCUGAACUCAGGCACACUUUCAGAAAGAUGUUGUUUUUUUCAGGCUGGAAGUUGUGCUUGUAAAGAAAAUCUAUUCAGACCUUUUGCUUUUAAAUGUUUUUAUCCGUAGAACAAAAAGUAAUUGCCCUGCAUCCUGAUGAAUGCAUAACAUUAAACAUGCUCUCCCAAAAGUG
This is a messenger RNA of Girardinichthys multiradiatus, 1243 nucleotides long. RefSeq names its product melanocortin 2 receptor (gene mc2r). Gene Ontology annotation, molecular function: melanocortin receptor activity. The transcript is spliced from 4 exons. Gene Ontology annotation, biological process: G protein-coupled receptor signaling pathway. Gene Ontology annotation, cellular component: membrane. NCBI's taxonomy places the organism in Eukaryota, Metazoa, Chordata, Actinopteri, Cyprinodontiformes, Goodeidae. The record is from RefSeq and is a predicted model, not a curated record. The coding region runs from base 237 to 1133 and encodes 298 amino acids.